This is a messenger RNA of Scomber scombrus (Atlantic mackerel), 5080 nucleotides long. Its product is annotated as zinc finger protein 184. NCBI's taxonomy places the organism in Eukaryota, Metazoa, Chordata, Actinopteri, Scombriformes, Scombridae. The record is from RefSeq and is a predicted model, not a curated record. The transcript has 2 exons. Bases 214 to 3846 code for a protein of 1210 amino acids.
AGCCACUUAUAAGUUUUUAAGACAAAUGAGUGUAGCAUGUACUCCUUUGUUCAAUACACAUAUGAUUUAAUUUACACGAGGAAUAAUUACCUUGUAGGCCAGCCUGCCUGUAACAGGCUUAGUGAUAUGAAAGCAUAUUUUGCUUUAAGAUUACUCAUCAGUGUGUUGUGAGUUACAACCUCCUUGUCAUCAUUUAAUCCACAGACUCUUGACAUGGGGAGUAAAAUGUCCUUCAGCAGAGGAAGCAGUGACCAAAAUACAGUUUCUGAAUUAACGUCUGUGCCAUCGCAUCCUCGUAAUUCCUUUCAUGUUUCUACGGACUGCAAACAGAUAGCUGAAGGCAAGAGAUGCGGUGAGGAAGACCUGGACUCCAGGUGGGGAGAGGAAAUGAAAGCGACAGACCUCACUGAACCUCCACCUGAAUCCCACUCCCGUAAAUCUGAUGGACCUGUUAAUGACAAAACCGUCGCCAAAACAAACUGGCAACAGAGUGAGCACGUACCGCCAGAUGUAGGGAUGGAAGCAAAGUCUCAAAUGACAUCAGCGAGUGUGUGCAGCUCUACGACAGACAGUCAUGGACAGCGUAUGGAAGCCCGCAGAAAACCUGGGCGCCCUCGAAAAAUAAAAAGUGUCUUGAGUAAAGACAAAAAAGAUACAAAUUCCGCUAGUUUUGAUGCAGUUCAACAUAAAGAAGUCAGCACUACAAUACCGUUGCCAACUUGCUUAAAAAACCACAUAAGUGAUGAUGUGCCUAACACCGUAAAUGGUCCCUUAAUCAAUAAUUUACCUCAUAAUGAGAAGUCUAGUCCUCACACUGUUUCUGAUGGGAAACCAGAAGAUUGUGUCCCUGUGUUUUCAAAAAGAAAAAGAGGACGACCAAAAAAAACUGAAAUAGCAGCUUUUAAAAACAUGGUUGCUAGGUCUGCUGCUGCCAGUGCCCAUGUUGCUCCUGCUCAUCCUAAUAAUUUCAGUGGUCCUGCACGAAGAUUGAGGAGCAGAGGAGAACACCACCCUUCAACACAAGAUGGAAAGGCCGAAUCCGAUGAUAAGGUUGACCCAAAGCAAACUGAAACUCCUACAGCAGCAAGUAAUUCAAGUUCUCAAGGUAUUAAAAGAAGAAGACCUAAGUUGCUGAUUGAUCAGCAAAUUCCAGCUAAAGUGUCCAAACAUGACAUUUCCCAGGAAGCCUUGUCAGUGUUGAGCAAUGACACGAGUUUUGGAGAGAAAGUAGAGGCAGAUAAGCAGGUGGAAUUGAGCACUGACAAACAGGAGGCGGACACAGGUGCAAAGGAAGGUCAACUCUCCCCACAGUCUGAUGAAGGACAAAAACAGCAGCCAGAACUCAAGGAAGAUGCACUACCACAAAGAAGACUGCGUUCCCAGCCAGUAGCUGAGCCUAAAGUUAUUCCUCCAGAGUGUACAAACAGUGCAGAUUUGGUAACCCCCACUCACAGUGACAACCCAAAAAAACUACAGUCAGUGGACAUGAGUGGCAGUCAGGAGUCGCAGUCACAGAAUACAGAGCCUGGUAGCACUGAUGUUGUAACGUCCUCUGAACAGCCACCCCAACCUGUUGAGAUGCUCUCUGCUGUUAAAGUGGAGAAUAUAGAGGUAGCACUGGAUCAGUUAAGCCAUAUGUCAAAGUCAGAUGGUCCUAUAUCUUUACAGCACAGUGCCAACACUCCAGUUAAAUCUGAGGGUCCAAACAAUCCGCAAAACACUUUCAGGCGCAAGAGAGGUGGCAAGAGAAGGAGGAGAAUAAGUAAUGUUUUGUUACAGAAAGAGCAUGAAGGCAGCAGUGAUACCCAACAAGAAACAGACUUUGGUGACACAAACAAGGAGGCAAAUUCAAAUGUCUUUUACACCAAAAAAGGGGGUAAAACUCUGUUGAAAUGUGGUUACUGUGGUCGCACAUUUAAAUUUCUGUCUCAGUUCAUUAUCCAUCAACGCAUUCAUACAGGAGAGAGGCCUUUUAAAUGCUCUGAAUGUGGCAAAGGUUUUAGCAAAAAUUCCAACUUAAAUCUUCAUCUCAAGACACAUAGAAAGAGCAACAUUUAUCAGAAAUGUCCAUAUUGCAAGAUCAAAUUUUCUUGCUCCGAGUAUGCUGAUCAUAUGAAGAUGCAUGCAUGUCAGCUCGACCAAGACGCUGACAUCAACAAACCAGAGAAACAGAGCAGAAGCAGUGACCGUGCCAAGAGUCAGGUAGUUCGCAGAUCAGUUUCUCCAGUGAAGAGAGAAAGUAAAGUGUGUCAGUACUGUGGUAAAACAUUCCCGUUUCAGUCUGCCCUCGUAAGACAUGUGCGUGUCCACACAGGGGAGAAGCCUUAUAAAUGUGAUAUAUGCGGCAAAGCCUUUGGUCAGGCAUAUUUCCUCCGUGUGCACGAGCUGACACACUGGUCUGUGAAGCGUUACAAUUGCACAGGUUGUGAGAAAUCGUUCACUCAUUAUAGCAAUGCAAAAAAUCAUACAUGUAGACCUUCGCGAAGCGGUGAUCAUUUACGGCCCAGCAGAGAGUCAGCAAAGCCUUCACUAACUUACACUUGCCACAUCUGCAAGAAUGUCAUUGACAAUUUGCAGGAGUUCAACAGUCACAUGAGAGCCCACACUGGUGCAAAGCUUUACCGCUGUUUGUAUUGUGACAAGCUUUUUGGUGUGCUGUCUGAAUUUAACGCCCAUCACAGCCAGUGCAGAGGAGAGAGAAAUGCCUCGAGCUCUACGAUCAAGGGGGAGGAGACGAUGUCAUUAAUACAGUACACAGUGCCUGCACUUAGAUGUUCAACAGGAAACAAUCCACCAUCCAUUGUCACAGCUGCAAAUAGUGAAACACAAAAAAAACAGUCUUCAGAGAUUCGUCGCAAGAAACGCCUAGCUAAUUUAAAGAAGCCGUUCCAGUCAACAGUCAUACCAGCUCACCAUCUCUCACAUUUCGUGUCCAAGUUAAACAAACUAGAUAACCGAUCAGAUCCCAGGAAAUAUUUAUGCCCAAGCUGUGGGCGGCUGUUUAGACACAUGGGCAGACUCCGAGCCCACAUGCUCACUCACGCUCGUGGUCAGAGUUACACUUGUGCCUGUUGUGGUAAGACCCUUGAGAACUGGAAAAAACUGUGGUACCAUCAGAGAGUCCAUCGACAGCAGCGUGGCCGCUUCAUGUGUCCUCAGUGCGGUGAAGGAUUUCGAUUUGUGGAGCUUUAUAAGAAACACAUGAGCCAGCACCCAGAGUUUCAGUGGAUUGAGUCGAGGCCCAAGAAAGUGUUCCUGCCUUAUCAAUGUGAGCUGUGCAGAAGCAGCUUUAAGACUCUAGAUUUGCUGUUCAAUCACCAGCUUUGUCAUUCCUCAUCACAAGACACACACAAGGACUCUGAUUUUGAUUUAUCAAUAGAUGAUCAAUGUACACAAUCUAACAAGAAAGUGUUUAGCCCUUCCACAAAUAAUUAUAUAACAACACUACAUCCCGAAACUGAAGAAAACAACUGCAUACCUGUUUCAUCUGUCCAAACUGGCAACUCUCCUCUGAGCCCCCCCUUAUCCAAAUAUCCAGACACAAUUACCCAGGAGUCCCUUUUGGUACCCAUGAUUUCCUUUGUCCAACAUCCGGGUCUUGAUUUGGGUAAAAAUGUUCAGCGUCCUCUGACCCAAGAUAAAGAAAUCAGUCUUGACAGAACAGAUGAAAAUGCACUUGAAAAAACGUCACUUUUGAGAACUGUGAAAAGACAUGAAUCCCAAAACCUUGGCGUAUCAAAUGAGGGAUCUUCAGAAGGUGUUAAGUGUGCUGUGUGUGGAACUACUUAUCCUGCCAUUUCAGACCUUUAUCAACAUUAUUUGCAGCAUGCCAGAGGACAGGUGUAAUAACCUAAAUGGAGAUAAUAUGUCUCUUUCAUAUGUACAAUCUCUUUACAUUGUUUAACACAGGGGUCUUCAAUUAGAAAAUAUAGAAACAUUGUCUGUUACUGGCCUGGAAAGGUUUUGGGAAAUAUCUAAAAAAAUAUCCAAUUAUAAUUAUCAGUUAUCAAAUUUUAAACAAAUACACUGAAUGUACAAAAUAAUAGGUCUACUUUCUGUUUUCAUGAUGAUCGUAGUUUAGGGAACUUCAUGUAGAAGCCAUUAACCUUUCUUUAGUUUUUAAACUUCAGUGUCUCAAUCAGAGCAGAGACGUAGAUGCUUUGUACAUUCAGUUUAUUAAUGCCUAACCAGGCACACAUUCUGUGGUGUCUUAAACAGAAUGUGUUAAGACAGAAUACACAAGAAAUGACCACUGAAACAUUUUGAGCUCUCAUUCAUGCCCAGCAUCCCAAUGGCAUGUUAAAUUUAAAACAGACGUGCAAUGCACAUCCAACCCAAUUUGGUUAUGGUUGCAGGACAUGGUUAGUGACUAAUCAGAGGGGUGGAGGUCAAAUUUUUAUAAACGUUUUGUUGCUGUAAAAGCAAACCUGGAAAUUAAGUUUUCUGAAUCAUUGCAGCAAGAAAUGGAAGGGUAUAUAGAUUAAUCGUAUUUUAUAACUUCUACUGUUUGUCCAUACAUUGUAUGGCCGUUUGGUGAAUAGUAGAUGUUUACUUUAACAAAUUUGAAACAUUGUCAUCCUGAUGCAUCCACUUACUGCAUGACCUCUGUGCAUUUAAUAUCAAACAUGUUCAUUUUAAAUCAUGUAGCUCUCCAUGUUGUUUAUUCAAAGCAGAUUCUUAUUCAAAAUGUUUCAGAGGAAGUGUUGUACUGUCCAAAACAUUGCUGAUUUAGAAGUUGCUUUAUUGUGACCUACAAUAGGUGCUUGGGUCAGCAUUUUGUAUUUGAAAUUUGAACAUAAAUAUCAGCUUUUGUCAUGCACGUGUUGGUUAUGUUGUGAACAUGUGUAAUAUUUACAUGCAAUGCUGAAUGUUGCAGAAAAUACACUGACAAACACACAUUCCACACCUGCAGUAUUAAGUUGGUUGUUGAUCGUAGUCAUUGUUCACUGCUUUAAAAAAACUACACUUUCUGUGCUUUGAUGUCAGGCCUUCUGUUUGAAUCAAAUGACAUUUCAGGAGAUGUUUCCCAGAUGGACACCCUGUUGUAUAUAAUUUUAUGUUAUAGUUUGUCUUAAAAACA